Molecule: messenger RNA, 4819 nt
Organism: Salvelinus sp. IW2-2015
Lineage: Eukaryota; Metazoa; Chordata; Actinopteri; Salmoniformes; Salmonidae
Source: RefSeq, a predicted model, not a curated record
CUGGCAGAAUACUAGUGAAGCGUUUAUAUGGACGAAACAGCUUGGAUUCUAGAGCAAAAUAAAUGUCUGUGUUAUUCAAUGAUGUUGAGAAAUGAGAAUGAUAACUAUUUAUGGUAACGUGUCAGAUCGUACGACUUCUAGAAAACAGUUUCAUUUUUAUUGGAGAGGAGGUGGUAGCGGAUAAAGUCCUAUUGUCUGCGCACUGCACAUUAUUUACUAUGGCGAAAAAGUCAACUACGAUACAUCUAUGGACUAUUUUACUUUCUACCAGUGUUGGCAUAAUUUGGGGGAAUCUGGCCAGUGGUGAGCAUCAUGGGAGUCCCUAUGUUUACCGUGUCUCUGGAGGACGUGGCCGUGGCGGGGUCUCCCCCCACAGGCCAGGACGUCAGGGUCGGUCCUCCCAGCCCACUGUACCUCCCGAGACCCUCAUCGUACCAGCCCAUGCCCCGAGGGUCCACCUUAGCCAGGACGACAUCAUGAAGCUGAGGUUCAAGCCUACGGUGGGGUCGGUGCACCUAUCCGAGGGCCAUGAGGCAAAGUUCAACUGCUCCAUCGACGUCCCUGACGCCAACCUGGACCUCACCGUGCUGUGGUGGAAGAACAACAUGGAGCUGGCUGAAAACCUGCAGGUGGUCAUCAAUGAACUACAGACCGUCACACACGGGGUCAUGACCCUGCUGUCCACCGUCAGCAUAACUCAUGUGCAGAGAGCUGACUCUGGGGACUACCGCUGUAGACUGAGAGUCAGUGACAUAGAGAUAGAGUCCCAGCCUAUCAGCAUCCAGGUCGAAGGUCUACCAACGUUCACCAGACAGCCUGAUGACAAGAACGUAACUCGUAACAGCCCCUUUAACCUGUCGUGUGAAGCGGUGGGUCCCCCGAAUCCUAUCAGGAUCCACUGGCUACGCAACGGUGUGCCUGUGACAGGGUACAUUACCUCCUCCCCCAGCAACUACACUGUACCAGGUGUGGACAAGUACACCCAGUUCAGCUGUGAGGCCCACAACCAGAAAGGUGUCACUACUUCCAGGGAAGCUAACAUCAACAUUAAAGUGCUUCCAGCUCCUGUCUCUGAGGUCACAGUGAUACAACGUGAAUCUAACAAACUAGUUCUGAGAUGGACCCCUGGACACGAUGGAUUCUCCCCACUCACUACUUGCCAGAUCAAGGUGAAAGAGGUGAGCCGAAGGAGAGGAGAGGUCAGGCUGGCUAGGAUAAUCAACAGUACAGCUCCUCCGUUCCAGAGUGAUGUCCCGGGGUUACAGGCCAUGACCUGGUACAACAUGAGCGUCUCCUGUAGCAAUGAGCUUGGCCAUUCACCAGUCAGUACCUGGGUCCAGAGCAACACUACAGAAGGAGUACCGUCAGUCUACCCCCGUAACGUGACUGUUAUGUUAAACGAGUCAAUGCUGGUGAUCCGAUGGAAGGAACCGCCCCAGGACAGGGUCAACGGAAUCCUCAUGGGUUAUGAUGUCAUCGUCACGUAUGGGACUCGGGUCAACAAGAUCCGCAGCUCCUCCAACACUGCUGCGGUGGCCCUACAGGAGUUCAACACUACAUACAGUGUUCAGGUAGCUGCCUGUACUCAGGCUGGGCGUGGCAUGCUCAGUCCACCAGUCGGGAUCUUCGUACCAGAGAACAAACUUGUUUCGUUUCUCUCUGGCGCCCCCUGCAGUCAGAUGUUUGGAAGUGGGGAGAAGCUUCAACCCAUCGUUCAGUACAGGCCACAGAAGUCCUACAACCGAUCAGCCAUUGAAAUUACACUAGGUAACCUGGGUGUGAGUGAUGAGCUCCAAGCCAAACUACAAGACUUCAUGAUUAUGAGAAAUCUGCUUUCCAURGGGAAGGUUCUGGGAGAGGGUGAAUUUGGCUCUGUGGUGGAGGGACAUCUGAAACAACUGGACGGAACAUCUGAGAAAGUGGCUGUGAAGACCAUGAAAUUGGAUAACUUCUCCCAGAGGGAGAUAGAGGAGUUCCUGAAUGAGGCUGCCUGCAUGAAGGACUUUGACCACCCUAAUGUCAUCAGGCUGCUAGGUGUUUGUCUGGAGGCGGGGUCUGGUCACUUCCCCAAGCCCAUGGUGAUCCUGCCCUUCAUGAGAUAUGGAGACCUCCAUAGCUUCCUGCUGCGCUCACGCCUCGGAGACAGUCCCCUGUUCCUGCCCACUCAGACACUCCUGAAGUUUAUGAUUGACAUCGCCAUGGGGAUGGAAUACCUCAGUGGGCGGAACUUCCUCCACCGUGACUUGGCUGCACGCAACUGCAUGCUGCGUGAUGACAUGACGGUGUGUGUGGCAGACUUCGGCUUGUCUAAGAAGAUCUACAGUGGUGAUUACUACAGACAGGGCAGGAUAGCCAAGAUGCCUGUGAAAUGGAUCGCAGUGGAGAGCCUMGCGGACAGAGUAUUCACUGUGAAGAGUGAUGUGUGGGCAUUUGGUGUGACCAUGUGGGAGAUAGCGACACGGGGCAUGACACCGUACCCUGGUAUCCAGAACCAUGAGAUUUAUGACUACCUACUUUUGGGCCACAGGCUGAAGCAGCCAACAGACUGCUUAGAUGAACUGUACGAGAUCAUGUACAGCUGUUGGCGUGCUGACCUCCUGGACCGCCCGGUCUUCACUCAGGUUAGAGAACUGUUGGAGAAGCUGACAGAGAAACUUCCGGAGGCUUCUACCAGCAAAGAGGACAUCAUCUACAUCAACACCAGUUUCCCUGAGGAGGAUCAGCCCGGUGCUUGUGCAGACCCCCACCUGGAUUUGCCGCUUUUUAGCUCCUCCCCUUCCUCCAGUCAUAGGAACGAAUUCAGCCCCUCCCCUUCCUGUAGCGACCAGUUCAGCUCUUCUCCGUCCUGCAGUAACAGUCGCCAGAGACGAGACAACCGAGAUCUGGUGACAGCACUCAUCCACGAGAAUAUGGAGGAAGAUGAUCGUUACGUUGUUGUCAUCUCUAAUGCCAAUAGGAGUGAGGACCCCGCUGUCACCAUGACAACAGCAGUUGUGGACAGUGACACUCCCCUGUUGGCGCGGGAGGGCUUGGGUAGGGUUUUGGGGGGAGCUACUCGUGACUCAGUGGGUGAUGUCACUGGGAUGGAUCAGCACGCGAGUGACACAACGCUGUUGCUCUGAUAGGCAUGGAACGUUGGGACUAGAAAUCCAGUAAUCUGAAACCAGACAAAGAAAAGAAAAGCUCUCCCCCAGGGGUCAUGUCUGAUGAUAAUACACAUCCUUCUUGUCUGCACUCUGGACUGUUGAGGACAUAAUAUACUGUAGGUAUUGUAAUGACCCUGCCGUUGAUAAGCACGAUGACCACUCACCCAAGGGAACUAGCUUUCUUGGAGCAGCGGWAACGUUUCUGGAUCUGGACCCUAUGAUACUGGGUGCAAAUCACGCCUCGGAAUCUCGUGCUACUCCCUCAUUUUGUUACAGUUUGAACGUAUGGUACUGUGUGGAUCAUGAGCACAUCGGCCUUCUGCUUGGUGCAGCAUGUGUAGUCUCACGUUGCAACACUUCCAAGUUGUUUCACCAAGGAUCUGCCCAGUGUCUAUAGAAAUAUAAUCGCUACUAUGAUCCUGUCUUGUGUAGUUCUGUCCAGUUCCCAUAGAAAUAUAAUCCCUAUUUCUUUGAUUCUGUCUUGUGGCAUUAUUACAAUAGUGUUAUUACCUUAUCUAUUCCCCAAUGCUUUGUAUUGAAAUAAUUAUGACCAGUUUUCCAGUGGAUGUUUAUACCUCAAAUGGUUACCACUAGCUAUCAGUGUUAAUGCAAGAGAUGUACAUAAGAGACGCUACAUUUGCACAUCUCUCUUAUAGUAUAUUUCCAAUUAAAUAAGCUCUGCUAAAAAAUGAAGUCAGUGUAUCCCUUGCAGAUAUUGAAAGCUGUGAACAAGGCACAAUUACGGCCAACCACUGUUGUAAGUCAGUAGUACACUCCCAUUACAAUCAGAGGCCAUCUAAAGCAUUUAAACUGUAUGUAAUUUUAACAAUUCCUUUUAUAUAUUGAAGUAUUUUUGAAGUGGCAAUGUGUAUAUGAACUUUACAUGAUAUGUGUAUAUAGAGUAUUGUGUACAUAUGAUGACGAUGGACUGAAAAAACAAAACAGUUAUUUUGUAUCUCGGAGGACCUUGUAUACAGCCUUGAGGUACUCCACCAAGGUUAGGCAGUGGACCCUGGAAUGUCCACAAUAUCUAAUUGUUUAUAUUACAGAUUUUAAUAGAAGUUCAACUUUUGUUAAAUAUAAAUAUAGUCAAUGUUGAUAUGUUGAUAAUUGUUAAAGAGAUUUGCAGGAUUUUUUUCAUGAUGCAAUAAAUGAUUGCAAAUUAAAAAAUGUGCCAUUUUUUUAUCCACCUGACCCUGAAAAUAAAUCCAUCCUCGAUUGAAUAAGAUGCACGCACACACACAGUUUUGUUUUACUACCCUUGUGGGAACCAAAAACAUUAAUUCUCUUUCAAAAUCCUAUUUUCCUCAACCUUAAUUCUAACACUAACCAUAAUUAUAAACUUAACCCCUAAGCCUAAAAUAUAUUUUUUGCCUUGUGAGGACUGGCGAAAUGUCCCCACUGAAUUUUCAAUGUUUAACUAUCUUUGUGAGGACUUCUGGUACCCACAAGGAUAGUUAAACAAAAACACACACACACACACACACACCGAACAUGAUGAUGAUCAGAUGAUAAGAGAAAGGGAAAUAAAUAAAUAACAGAUUUCAAGUUGCUCUCAUUUUUUAACCCUUGUGUAGUGUUCAUGUUUUUGUUAUUGACACAAUGUUUGCAGGUCGAUGGACCCACAAUAUUAUUGGGAUUUUAAAACAAUACAGCCAUAGCAAUUUACGUAG